UUUUUUUUUUUUUCCUUGCCUGCUUUUGCUUUCUCUUCCCUCUCAUUUUCUCUCUCUUUUGAUCUCUGACCUAAUUAACCCUCUGAUCAAAUAUCAAAAACAAACCACACACCACCGAAUUCACUGGCCUCUAUCUAAAAAUCCUCGAGAGAUCCAUCCAUCUAGGUUUAGUGGGUCUUCCUCUUCAUCAUCCAGCUUGUACCACACACCACCUGGCUAUUCCUCCAUCCGUCUAAUUUUUGUGCCUCACACACUGAUUGAGUGCUUCUUCCUAGGACUCUUUAAUUAACACAAAGCACACACGCACGCACGUACAUAUACACAGAAGUUUUUGACGACUGAUCUUGAGCUAGCUAGGCCGGUCGAAAGAUCGAGGAAGUAUAUAGAAAGAAGAGAAGAGAAGAGAGUUCUAGCUAGCCUAGCUGUAUUAUAAAGAGAGAGCUCUCGAUCGAGGGUAGUGUGAAUUUUUUGUUUUGAGAAGUGACUCGGGCUGAUCGAUAAAGAUGACUCCGGCUAAUUUGGCAGGACAGUUCGGUGAUACCACUUACACCAAGGUGUUUGUUGGAGGGUUGGCUUGGGAGACCCAGAAGGAAACCAUGAAGAAGUACUUUGAACAGUUUGGUGAGAUCUUGGAGGCUGUUGUUAUUACUGACAAGGCCACUGGGAGAUCUAAAGGCUAUGGAUUUGUUACUUUUCGAGAACCCGAAUCCGCCAUGAGAGCUUGUGUUGAUGCUGCUCCUGUGAUAGAUGGUCGGAGGGCUAAUUGCAAUCUCGCUUCUUUGGGUGUUCAGAGAUCCAAACCUUCCACACCAAAGAAUGGAGGAGCAGGCAGGAACUUUAGGGUAAUGGGCUCUUUUCAGACAGGGUUUGGAGGGGGAGUGGGAACAACUUUUCCUUCAGCAGCAACCUUCCCUCAUUAUGCCAUCCAACAAGGAAUACCUUACAAUCUUUAUGGGUACUCUCCAUACUCUCCAGAUUACAGUUAUCCCACGAGCUACUAUAGCGUGUAUGGAGGUACAACAGCCCAAUUUCCCAUGUACGGAACCGGGCAUGGCGGAAUGAUCACCGGCGCAGCUGCAUCGGGGGGCUUCUACCCGUAUCUCCAGUUCGGAGAAGGAAGUGGUGGAGCUGCCAAUGGCUACGCUUCUGGACAGGGUUAUGGUGUCAAUUACCCACAUCACUUGUUUCAGUACUCGGCCAUCAACUCAAGUGGGGGUUACCCACAGCAUUAUGGUGCACCCAUGUCUCUUGCACCUACGCCGGCCUCGCAAUCAGUUUGUUUUGCUGUGCCUCAGGCGUGACCAUGGCACUUCCUGCACCAAUACCUCAUCGCUAGAGAUUCAUCAUCUCAGUACUACAUGCAUCAGCUACAUGUAUCAAAAUUCCCAGUUGCUCCUUGAAGUCUCAAUUCAACCUUCGGCCUAACCAUGGUUCUCUCUGUCACUCUGUCAGUGUCUAACAUGCACAAGCCCAUUCUUGUCAUUUGGGCUUUUGCACACAUCUAUGGCCCCCAAUAGGGGCUAUAAAAAUCACCUCCAGAAUUGGUGGGUGUCAUGCAUUUUUCCCCUUCUGCAUCUUUUUUGAAAAAAGGGUUCCUUGAAGAGAACCAAAAGCAUUUGUGUAACCACCAACUCAAGCUAUUUGGAAUUAGCUUAGUUGGGAUAUAGUUUUUGAAUCCUUGGCCCUGGAAAGGCUGAGUAGAAAGAAAACUACUUUGUAACUUUAGCCCAGGAAAGGCUAAACAAAAAUCAUAAUAUGGUUUGCAAAAACUGUAAAUUUGAACAACUUAUACUGCGAACCUUUCACUCUGAAAAUUUUAAGUUUUGGAAUGGCUAAUCCCUCCAACUUCAGCUAAUCGCCUCUGAUGAUCAAAGAGGCAGUUUUAGCAAAAUCAGGGGCGCAUGGAAUGGCGCCCCGGCUUUUUUGUCUGUUAACAUAGCUAGUCUCUUAAGAAUUUAGUGCUAGGACCAGUGAUCAUGUCUUUAAAAUUACUGCUUUUAUCAACUUCACUUCAACUUUUUCAACUUUUAAGUAGUGCGUCUAAUCAACUAUCUUCCCUUUGGGUAAGGGGAGGCAAUCAUUAACUCUAGUUUUUUUUCUUUUUUUUUCUUUUUUGGUACUUGGUAAAUUCAUUGUGGCUAGACAAGGGAGUUUUAGCCCCAUUUUAACUGAAAAAAAAAACGAACUUUAGGAGGGAUAGUGUUUGUUUUUAUGCAUUUAGGUUUUAAUGUCAUCCUUUUGAGAGCUCCAUCUAUGGAUGUGGAGCUAGCUCAAAGCAUCUGCAUGAAACCCGGGGAGAUAUUUUGGUUCCCUUGGGUUCUUCUCCACUGACCCACCAACCAUGGUUAGGACUUAGGUCGAUUCUCUUCAAUCUCUCCCAUCUUUCAUCAUCACCAUCACCACCAGAGCAUUACCAUCCUCUCUCUCUCUCUCUCUCUCUCUCUCUCUCUCUCGGAACGGAACUUGCUACUCUUUAAUUAUAUGUAUAAGCCUAUGGAUUGGAUUGUAAGUAGGAUGCUACUUAUGACGACUAAGGUUCACUCUCCAUCCAUUGCUGGUUGAGAGUGGAUAUGAUACUUAAUUCUACUAUGCUUUUAAUUUGAGACUGUAAUGCUUACUUUUGCCA
Carya illinoinensis is the source of this 2626-nucleotide messenger RNA. RefSeq names its product RNA-binding protein 24-A-like. The coding region runs from base 504 to 1301 and encodes 265 amino acids. The transcript is spliced from 6 exons. Gene Ontology annotation, molecular function: RNA binding. Lineage: Eukaryota; Viridiplantae; Streptophyta; Magnoliopsida; Fagales; Juglandaceae. The record is from RefSeq and is a predicted model, not a curated record.